Phyllopteryx taeniolatus (common seadragon) is the source of this 1458-nucleotide messenger RNA. Its product is annotated as tumor protein D54-like. Gene Ontology annotation, cellular component: cytoplasm. Bases 1028 to 1390 code for a protein of 120 amino acids. Lineage: Eukaryota; Metazoa; Chordata; Actinopteri; Syngnathiformes; Syngnathidae. The record is from RefSeq and is a predicted model, not a curated record. The transcript is spliced from 4 exons.
UUCACCAUCAGCUUUUGAGAAAUGCAACCACACUUUUGACAAUUUCACUCUCUCCACUAUGAUUGUCAAUCACUCAGAGCACCGACUGUGCGGUCAGCGGUGGUGUGCUGAAUGCAAGAUUCGCGCUUGAGGUACUUGUUGUUUCUCUCAGUGAAAAAUUUUGAGGUCACAUUAACUUAUGGCGAAAAGAGGCUGCCUGGCUGGGAGAAAAAUCAUGAUGUCGCCGUCUUGUCGCUGCAGUCGUGCGAGAGUUAAAUUUCUGUGAUCAAUCCACUCUCUUUGAAUUAUGAGAAAUAAAAGGCUCAAAACAUGCAUCGCAUAUUUAACCGAUGGAAACUGAGAAAUACAUCGCUAAAGACCUCAUUUUACAUCACAUAAGGCGAUGCGAUACCAGAUAUUUUGGACCCUGACGUUCGCAUAGGACAGACAGACAGACAGCCUUUGAUUGAAGCUAGCCUGUGGAAGCUCCUCGAUGCUCGAUCCUCUCUCUUUAAUGCGCUCCUUAAUAUGGCGGCAUGAGAACAACUCCUGGGUCGCUUUUGAUGUUUUGACGAGGGAGGGCCUAAGAACGUUGAAAUUAAGAGACUUGAGAUGAGCCCUAAGUGUUCACCCUGGCUUGCCUGUGUGUAAGUUAAUUAUGGCAUCCCACAGGUCGUGUACAUUUCUUGCAGCAAUAUCGUUAGAAAAUACUUAUUUUCCAUUAUGUAGAAGAUAUUUAUCAAUUAAUGUCAAAGGUAAUCUUUUGUGCUGGUGGAACGGUUAAUCAUGGUGUCCCUCAGGGCUAUCAAUGCUUUUCUUGGUGUUUUCUAUGUUUCCAUGUCUUCUAUUAUGUAGAUGACCUGUAACUUUAUUAGUAAAUGAAUUUUAUUGUUCAACCAGGCUGUUUGUGCAAAAUCAUGGUACUGUAUUCUACAGGUGUGUGUGCUUGCUUUGAGUAAUAUCAUAAGACUCUGUCUAUUGUUUUGCAGAUGACCCACAACUUCAUAAAAUUUACUGACUACCCUGUCCACUGGUGUACAAGUCAAUUAUGGCAUCCCACUUUGAUGUCAAUCUGAAUUCCCCCAACAAGGGUCUGCCUGUGGAACAUUCCGGGAGCCUGGUCGAUUUUCCGGCAGAGGGCGUGCUGGAGAACUCCGGCAGCCCCCUGCCAGCAGGCCUGACAGAGGAGGAAGCUGAGGAGCUUCGCAACGAGGUUACCAAGGUGGAGGAGGAGAUCAGCACCCUGCGCCAGGUUCUGGCCGCCAAGGAGAGACAUGCCACAGAGCUUAAGAGGAAACUGGGCCUCAGCCCUCUCAAUGAGCUCAAGCAGAAUCUCAUCAAGAGCUGGCAGGAUGUCCAGACCUCCAACGCGAAUCUCUAUAAUUCAUUGGCUGGACUCGUGUACUUCUGAAACAGAGGCUCUCCACUCUUCGCUCAUUAGCUUAGCCACAGGUAUGUGUGUAAUUACAAAUAUAUCUG